Molecule: messenger RNA, 3086 nt
Organism: Acipenser ruthenus (sterlet)
Lineage: Eukaryota; Metazoa; Chordata; Actinopteri; Acipenseriformes; Acipenseridae
Exons: 12
Coding region: 212-1288 (358 amino acids)
Biological process (GO): adenylate cyclase-activating G protein-coupled receptor signaling pathway
Cellular component (GO): plasma membrane
Molecular function (GO): G protein-coupled receptor activity
Source: RefSeq, a predicted model, not a curated record
UUGCAUGUGAUGUAGUUCAGUGCUGGCAUCUGUCCAAGGAGGAGGUGUUAAAAAAUUAAAUAAAUAAAUAACAGGGAAGAAAAGGAACGUUCAAACUUUUACUGGCUCUCUCUGUGAUUGCGUGGGAAUACCGAGGAUUAGCUGUUCGGUUAGGCAGAAGAGUUUUCUUAGAUUUUUUUUUUUACGCUGUUGUUUGAUUUUAUGUUUUGCCAUGAUUUACCAGCAUUUAGGUGUUUCCUUUGAUAAUAGGACAGUAAUAUCAGAUAAAAAGAUGCACAUCUUGGCGAUUGUCUACAUAUCCUCUUUAUCGCUAAGCUUGAUAGGAAGUGGUUCUGUAAUUGUUGUUUCUGUGAUCAAGAAGAGAUAUCUUGAUGAACAGGCCCGACCCCUGUUCCAGCUGGCUUUGGCUGACUUCUUGGCAGCUGCAGCCCUGCUUGCUACAAGUACAAUUGAAAUACUGCCAGCUAAACUCCUUGCAUUAUGCAGGUUUUGCCCAUAUGGAGUGGCACUGGCAAUGUCCUUUUACUGUACCGUAUUCCUGCUAUUUAUGGUCUACGCUUACGAAGCCAAACAAGCAGUUCAAGGGUGGAGGGAAGCAUCAGACCCAGACUCGCAGCAAGAAAGUCAUUGCAGAAGGAAAAAGAAGACUCUUUAUUUAUUAUAUUUUCUUGCAUGGUCUCUUCCAGCGCUGGGCUUUCUCACUAAAGUGAUUACCAUUCUGAAUUCUGCAACCGAAAUCAUCCCAGGCAACCUGAAUGUUACUAACUGUUUCUAUUGCUCCAGUUGUAUUUUGGUACUAAUUCACAAUGAUGUCUGCGGGCCUCAAGAAACAUGGAAAGAAACCCUAAUGAAAAUCUUGUUCUUCUUAUAUGUACUGGUAGUGUUGACCUCCUGCACAGUUGUGUACUGUAAAGUGAGGCAGUGGUGCCGGAGACAGCAGGAGGAGCGUUUACUCCUUGUCGAAGGAGACGGGUUUAACAGUAGAAAUAUCCGCGGCAUUUACGUGACUGCUCGAUGCAUCUUGCUUGUAUUUUUAAUCUGCUGGACACCAGCUUUUGUACUUGUCUUACUGGGCUUGUUAUUACAAGAUGUUAGUCCACAAAACCUGCACUUCCUUUAUAUUUUACAGGUUUUACAGGCAUCCACAAUGCCGCUUCAGGGCUUUCUGGACAGUAUAGCCUAUGGAUGGUUCCGGCGUAAUUUCCGUGAAGUUGCGCUGGGAGAGAGAGUAGCACUGCUGGCAUAUGUGCAUUCUAGAGCUUUCUAUGAUGAAUCACUUACCACUUAAUACAUUGAAACAAGUAAAACACAAUUGAUAAUUCCGGCUUGCCACCAUUCCCUUCCUCCAGAAAAGUUUAAAGGUGAAACCGUGUGCAGCACAAUUAUGCAUUUAUUAUUGUUGUGUUUUCCUUGUAAGCUUCUUUGUUGUUGAUUUUAAAUAUAAAAGCUACAGCUUUUGUUUGUUUGUAAAUGUUUUUAUGCCUUUGUUUUGGUGUUCUCUGACAGCACUGUUAGAGUGCAGUACACAAGGACAACACAAUAACUCCACAACAUGAAAGGCUGCAGUAAUGUCUAGGUUACAGUGUGCAUUAAAGUAUUAACCCUUUGCUGCCCAGUGUCCAAUAUAUUUGACAUUGAGAGAAUAGGCAUUAAAUAGGUAUGGGAACAUACCCAGGGCAGUACAGGGUUAAAAUACAACAAGCAAAGAACAAAACAAAACAAAAAAAAAUCACAAUGAAAAGAGCCAGUGAAUAAGAAAUAAGGAAACGGUUGCCUUGUAUCACUUAUAAAAGCAUAACAAAGUGUAAUAAAACAUAGUAAAUGCAUGGUAAAGCCCAUGAUAAACUAUGGUAAAGGCACAGCAUAACCGUGGAGAAAACUGCAAAAUUACCAUGCAAUCUUUAGUGGCUAUCACUCCUUUAAUCUGUUUUGACAUUUAUAAUAACACACAAUGAUAUAACUAUCAUUAACCUUUUUAUUAUUAUUAUGAACAAAGUCAAAUUGUGAAGCAGGCAUAUGGUAUAAAUAGCCACUGAGGACUGUAAUCUACACUACAUCAAAAUGAGUAUCCUCAUGUAAUGACUGUUUAGUUGUGCCUACAAAAAAAGGCAAUGUGGAAAAAGAAAUAAAAACAAACCCUGAUGAGCACUUAAUGCAGCAUGACUUAGAUUCAUUUGGCUUUGCAGUUCUUAACUACAGUAAACGCCUAGCACACCAGGGGGCUUUGAAGAUACACUUAAUUGCCAACUGAAUAGCUGGGAUAUUUGAUGUGCUCUAUUUGUUUUUCUUUGAAAUAAAGUCUAAUGAAAGCCGUGAGACAAGCACUGUCACGACAUACUGUGAAAUAUUACACAAUGUGAAAUAUAAUAAUAAUAAUAAUAAUAAUAGUUUCAUAAUGUAAACCCAUUCAGCUGGUAAAAUUCACAGCACAGGGAAUGCUCUUUAUCUGAGUAAUUCAAACCGAGGGGCUGUAUUUUUGUAUUUUAAAACUGGGGGGGGUUUUUUCCCCUACAAUGGCUAUUUGAAUGUAAAAUGAUGUCACAAUUGCACUGCAAGAAUGCAAUGUAAUACCAAGUUAUGUAUUGUGUGCACUGUAUUUAACUUUGUUUUCCAACUGCACUGGCCCUAACAUGCCUUUGGUGUAAAACCUGAAUGACACGGCUGUUUUUUUUGUGGCUGUUUAGGUGCCGUUUACUGCAUUCAGUGCUUUUAAAUUCAAGGACAAUCAGCAGCUUGCGACAGCACGUAAAUCCUGAUAUGAGCACCCCCUGCCCUCGAGUACUGGCUCUCAAGCACAUUGAUGUGGAUUUACAUCCACAGGAAGAUUUAAAAGGUGAAAGACUAGGCGUGACACCUAACCGCACACAAGCCAUACUCUUUUGUUUGCCAUUUAAGCAGAAAGUAGCAGUAACUGUUCCCACAUGUGAAGGGUUCAUGGAUUACUUUCAAUAUUAACAUCAUGUAAAAUAAAAGGCAAUAAACUUGACACCUUGUAUACUAAAAAGUGAAGUCGUUUUAAAUAUCAGAAAAUAAAUAAAUGUCAAACUUAACAGCAGGAUUAUAUGAACUAUAAAACAAUUAAAGAU